CCAAAAACCCUAAAACAGAAGGUCCAACUAUCACAGAGAACGAUAACAAAGAGGAAGAAGAAGAACAAAUAAACUCAUGGAUACAAAAAAGAAAAUGAAAGGGGAACGCGAAGAAGAAAAAGAAUUGAACAAAAAUUCAGAAAUAUUCGCAUCCUGCUCUUUCUCCAGUUUAGGCCUUCACCCAACCCUGUGCAACGAGCUUCAAGAAAGAUUGGGUUUUGAAGCUCCAACACUGGUUCAGGCUCAAGCUAUUCCUGUUGUUCUCUCUGGUCGUCAUGUACUUGUUAAUGCGGCUACUGGUACUGGCAAAACUGUGGCCUAUUUAGCCCCAAUUAUUCAUCACUUGCAGAGUUACAGUCCAAAAAUCGAGCGUAACCAAGGAACUUUUGCGUUGGUCCUUGUGCCUACGCGUGAGUUGUGCAUACAGGUUUAUGAGAUUUUGCAGAAGUUGUUGCACCGUUUUCAUUGGAUUGUUCCGGGGUAUGUAAUGGGUGGUGAAAAAAGGACUAAGGAGAAAGCUAGGCUGCGCAAAGGUAUAUCUAUUCUUAUUGCGACUCCAGGGCGCCUUUUGGAUCACUUGAAAAAUACAUCAUCAUUCAUGCACUCAAAUUUGCGAUGGAUAAUAUUUGAUGAAGCAGAUAGAAUCUUGGAAUUAGGAUUUGGCCAGGAAAUAGAGCAGAUACUGGAUUUGCUGGGCUCUAGGCUAACUGAACCUGUUGUCAAGGGAAAUAAAGUCUCCAGCAUCUCUACUUCUCAGAGGCAAAAUCUGCUAUUAUCAGCUACCUUGAAUGAAAAAGUAAACAAUCUUGCUAAAAUAAGUUUAGAAAAUCCAGUUAUGAUUGGUCUUGAUGAUAAGAAGAUGCAACUGGAUCAGUUAAUUGAACAUACUGAAUCUGUAGAGUCUAAUACGGAUGAUGAACUAGAAUGUCCCAGCAAAGUAACAAACCCUUCAACUGGAGAUUAUAAACUUCCGUCUCAGUUGGUUCAGAAAUAUGUGAAAGUGCCCUGUGGUUCGCGGCUUGCAGUACUUAUUUCCAUUCUAAAACAUCUGUUUGAGAAAGAAACUUCCCAAAAAAUUGUGGUGUUCUUUUCAACAUGUGAUGGAGUGGAUUUCCACUAUUCUUUGUUAAGUGAUUUCCGCUAUUCGCCCAAUUCGCAAUCGGAAGCUGAGGGUUCAGAGAUGUUUUUGAGAUGCAAAAUUUUUCGGUUGCAUGGAAGUAUGAAGCAGGAAGAUCGACGAAGCACAUUCCAAGCCUUCAAAACUGAGAAGUUGGCUCUUCUUCUGUCCACAGAUGUAGCAGCUAGAGGCUUGGAUUUUCCAAAAGUUCGAUGCAUUAUACAGUAUGAUUCUCCGGGAGAGGCUACUGAAUAUGUGCACAGGGUUGGUAGGACUGCUCGGUUGGGUGAAAUGGGGGAUUCCUUGCUAUUCCUACAACCAGUUGAAGUGGAUUAUCUACAAGACCUGGGGAAACAUGGUGUGUCAUUGACAGAGUAUCCCAUCCUCAAAGUGUUGGAUAGUCUUCUGUUGCAUGGACAGACUCAUCGCACCAAGAAGUUUGUUUCUUUGGAGUUGCAUCCCUGGGUGUUAUCAGUGCAGAAGGCCCUUGAAUCAUUUAUUUCAGUGCAGCCAAGGAUGAAUAAGUUGGCCCAGAAUGCAUUUAUCUCUUGGGUCCGCGCAUACACAGCCCACCGAGGAGAUUUGAAGAGAAUAUUUAUGGUGCAGAAACUUCACUUGGGGCAUGUUGCCAAAAGCUUUGCCUUGAAGCAACAACCAUCCUUGGUUGGAAAAUCAUUCCAAAAGCAAUCAAAGAAGAGGAAGAGGGAUCAGAAGCAAAAAGGCCUGUCAAAAAAGAGGAAGAUAACCGGUAAAACAUGAAUGCAAAAUGUGAGGAAGAUAAUUUUAGGACAUGGCAAAUUGGCAGACAGAUGCUGAACUCUGUUGCCAACUAUGGGCAUGCUUACCAAAACAGAUUUGGCUGCCAUUUACUGCUUAAAACUAGUAGUUGGCAAUUUGGUAACUGGCCAUGAAGUUAUGGGAAGAACUAGGCGAUAUUUCUGCAUUUUUGUGUUCUUCUGCAACUCAUUGAUGCGAAGCUUAUGGAUAUAGUCUACCGAAGAUUAUUUUUGACUCAAAAAUCAUACUAAGUAUAGAUGAGUUUUGACUUGAGACUUUGUAUUAGAUUUGAUGAUUGUAUUUUUGCUAGAUAGAGAUUGUACUAUUGCACUCUUCUAAUUUUAGACGGCUACAAUGCCCUGAGUUUUCCCCAACCAAUGGCAAAUUGAAUUCCUUUUUUAUUAUGACAGCA
Jatropha curcas is the source of this 2306-nucleotide messenger RNA. Its product is annotated as P-loop containing nucleoside triphosphate hydrolases superfamily protein. Gene Ontology annotation, molecular function: nucleic acid binding; ATP binding; RNA helicase activity. Lineage: Eukaryota; Viridiplantae; Streptophyta; Magnoliopsida; Malpighiales; Euphorbiaceae. The record is from RefSeq and is a predicted model, not a curated record.